This is a messenger RNA of Chelonoidis abingdonii (Abingdon island giant tortoise), 3894 nucleotides long. NCBI's taxonomy places the organism in Eukaryota, Metazoa, Chordata, Testudines, Testudinidae. The record is from RefSeq and is a predicted model, not a curated record.
AUGCGUACAGUUGAUACUGUGCAAAAAGCAAUUAAUUCUGGGGCAUUAACGGUGUUGUUAAACAGUACGAGAAUCAUUCUUCGCUCUACUCUGGCAGUCAACAGGAAAACUAUAGUAGAACGACCAAUAAAUCUGAAAAACAGGAAAUUAACUUUGCCAAUGAAUAGAUCUUGGCCAAACAUGAAUGCAGCAAGUAAACUGGAGUUAAACCACAGAGAAGGCAAGAGCAGAAAUAUUCCUGGAAAAACAUCUAAUUUUGAUAAACAUUUUGCAAAAGUGAGUGAGGAUGAAUCAGAACAUUCACGUGAUGUACCUGAUGAAGAACAGUAUCCCUAUGAUACUGUAAAAACUUCCACCUUGGAGGCAAUGCAUGCUUUGAAAAUUUUGCCUGCCAAACCUAUAAAAGAAUCCGAGUAUGCAGAUCAACGGUAUUUAGAAGAUUCAGUUACUACUCACAUUUCUAGAAACAUUAAAUCCUCUGUCAUCAGCCAGCCAAAGUCCUCUGACUCCCCUCGAGACUUAGAUCAAUGCAGAUAUGUUUCAGAGGAGAGCAGAGUCCCAAAUGUUAAAGGUCCUGCUGUAAAACGAAGCAUGAAGCCAAACAUACCUUUUACUGAAACCACAAGAGAAAAAGAAAAAGUAAUUGGAUCACAGAACCCUUUGCCCCCUCCAAGGCCUCUUAAGACACUUCCAAAGCAGUAUCAGCCACUUCCUCCAGAACCAGAGGGAAGCAGCCAGCUGCCUCAUACAAGGAAAAUAUUUAGUCAGGCUCACACCUUUCCAAUGUCAGCAAAGAACACCAGACACCUAUCUGUUAUGGAGUUAAAUGAAGCACUUGGAAAAGGAAGAGAUAUCAGCAGGGAAGUGGAAUUAGCUUUCCAAACAAGACAGCAAAAACCAAAAUAUCAUCCUGCAUCCAGCCCUCCUUGUAUGCCGAGUAGUAAAAGUUUUCAAGGCUCAGGAUCCAGAUUAAACAUACAAAACCGUUCAAUUGAGAGGUCACCAUCUCCAGGAAAGCACAAGCCUUCUGAAUGUAGAUCACAAGGUAUAUGUGUAAACUUGCCAACAACGCAUCUUAUGAAGCCUGCUGAAAAGGAUUUAAAUAAAUAUGACUGGUAUACCGGAGAAUUUGAUCGUCAGAAAGCAGAAGAGGCUUUGCUACAGGAGAACACCGAUGAGACAUUCAUGGUCAGAGACUGUUCAACAAAAUCAAGUUCUGAACCAUAUGUGUUGGUCAUAUAUUAUCGAAACAAGGUAUACAAUAUUAAAAUACGUUUUCUGGAAGACAGCCAGCAAUAUGCAUUGGGAACAAGGCUCAGAGGAGAUAAUAAGUUUGAUACUGUGCAAGAAAUCAUUGACUUCUACACAUGUGUUCCCAUUACACUUAUUGAUGGAAAGGAUAAGUCUGGAAUCCAGAGAGAACAAUGUUACCUAACACACCCUUUUAAGUUGAACAGAGAUGCUUCUUACCCUAAGUGAUUUCAACUGUGUGUAUAAAUGUAAAAAUAAAAACACUUUAAUAUUUAAUAUCUGUGUAGAAAUUAGGAGAUUAGACUUGAGUUCAACAAGAAUGAGAACUCUUCAUUGUAUUCAUGAGAAACUUCCAUGAAAUGUGAUUUCUCCUAUGUGAGACUAGAUCAAAUUGUACUCUGCUGUGCAUGAUUAAAAUUAUGAAAUAUACAAAAGUGAAACUUCAAAUAGAGGGUGUUGCUGCAUGUACAAAUAAAUGUCAUAGUACAACUGCAGAAAAAAGGUAUGAAAAGCAGCUAACUUCUAAGCAAUAUUUUGCCUGUCUUGCUGAUAACUGAAACUGUUUGAUUGCUUAUAUUAACAAAACCUCUCCAUUAGUAGGAAUACAAAAUAAAUCCAUGAAACAAAACAAUGUAAUAUAUUAGAAUUGCAUUACAAAAUAUUCCUGCAUUUAAACUCAGAAAAGUUGCAUCUAACUUGGUGCUUACUGUUUAAUCAUUUCUCUACUGGGGCAGACUACAGGCGGGUUUUAAACAAACAAUCCAAUCACUUGCUCAGUAGGGGACCAAUCCAAUAUUCAUGAAAUCAAUUACAGUCUUUCAACAGACUUCAGCCACCACUGGAUCAAUCCUUGAGGGGGACAUUUAGGGAUUUGGGGAUUGGUCCUGCUUUGAGCAGGGGGUUGGACUAGAUGACCUCCUGAGGUUCAUUCCAACCCUAAUAAUCUAUGAUUCUAUGAUUCUGGAUCAGACUUUAGGGCUGGCCUCCAUGAGAUAAAUCUUACUACUAGGGAUGACUAACAGUUAUUUAUUCUUUAGCUCAAGCAACAGAGGCUUGUGUUUCAUUCCCAAUUCUUCAAACCCUUAUGGAGGUAAGAUUACUCACGCAUUUAGUCCCAUUGAAUUCAUAUUCUAUGCAAACUUGAGAGGAAAUCAUAGUCAGAGGCACUAGAGCAUAAUUCUGGCCACUUUAAAAAUACACACACUAAAAGGUUUGUACAAAAAGAAUUCCUUAUGUAAUAUAUAGUAUAUAUUUACAUCAUUUGAGAUUUGCACAGUUUCUGUAGUUUAAAUUCAGCUUGAAUGUAUAGGGCAAACCUUGCUUCUGUUCCUCAAACCCUCAGUGGGUCUCACAAGCGUGCUUCCCACGAGAUUGGUUAGAUGAUUAAAAUAUAAUAGAAAACAGAAUCAGUCACGGGUCCUUUAACAAAUCAGGAACAAGAAAGAGUAUCUUGUCUGGCAGGAUGCAGGAAAAAAAACUGUUAUAGAGCCCUAAUAGGGUAUUCCAACCCCUAUUCUAAUUUCUACUGGGCUCAUCAAGGUGCAGAUCUGCCCUGAGAAACAGAAAGCCAUACCCAACUCCCAGACAGCCUCUCUCUUGGAGCAUACUCUGUCAAAGAAAGCUCAGCACAGGAGAGAAUCCGGGUCACACACUUUAUCUCAAGUCACAAAAAUAUUAAAAUUCCAGAAGGAAAACUAACCAAAGACAAUACUACAUCAAAAAACAAAAAUUAGAGACACACCCAUCUGGGAUGAGUUUGGAUAUCCUUGGCAGGAGAAAGAGGCAUGAGAUCUGCUGUCUAAUUUUUAUAGUCACCAUACAAUUCAAUUUACUAAAAAUGUUCAUUUUAAUAUAAACACAGUUAUAUUUUGUAAAUUGAAUACAGGGAGAACAGUUACAUGUAGAUUAACAAUUCAGAUACAAAGACUCUUCUUUGUUUACUAAAAUAGACAAAGAAAAACACUACUAAACCCAUUUAUAAUCUGUUUAUAAUCCUGCACGCAGCACCAUUUUUAAGAAUACAAAGUUGAUUAAAGAUAUUCAUAUUUUGCCAAUGACAUCUCUUAAACAAACAGAGGAUUCAAAAGUAUUUCCUUAAUAGCUUCUACAGAAACUUAAGUCAGUUCAAACAUCUGCCUGGGCUGAUGAGUGUAAGUGAGGAAGAAUUUGGCCAGAAGUGGUUUUUCAUGUGUUACCAGUUUCAAUAUUUAUUAUACUCUGAUAUGACAGAAUUUAGAAAUGGAAACUAUUUUCACAAUUUAAAACAAUAUUAUGUUUGGCUUCAAAGAACACAGUGAAAAUCUCUACUGUACCUAUCUAAAAAAAUAUAAAUUCCCAUUUCAAAAUAAGAACUGUCAUUUAAUUACUGAAAAAAAACAGAGAAUACAAAAUGUAUUCUACUGAACAGUUUAGCCUCUCACUACAAUACAAAAAGUUGCAAAGUAAUACAAGAUCUCCCUUCUGAGAGCACCAAAUAUCUGAAAAUUUUAAUAUUGUAUUGCAAAAUGCUCUGACAAAGUUUCACAUAACUGUUUUUGUAAAUUAGACCUAAGUCUCAACAUGUGCUUUAUAGUUUCAAAGUAUUUACAUUUCAAUACAGAUACAGAACAUCUUAUCAAAAGCAUGUUUCAUCUUCUAGACUAU